GACCGACUGACCGGCCGACCUUGCAUCGUCAGAGAGCGCACGAAGAAGACACUUGCCCCCGAGCUUGCUUCACUACAUCGGAGCCACCGUCUCACUCACGCAUCCCUGUCUGCGAGCUCGACCGUCGAGAAGUGAUCAGUUGCGACCGAGAAACGCCAGCUAUCUACGCCUUUUGAGCAUCACCAGAUCGACAAGAUGGGUGGAACGUCAAUGAACCCGUUGCCGACCGAGGGUCACAUCGACUGUCUCAAACCAGAGCAGCGCAAGAAGCUCAGAGAAUUCUGGGCGCAGUUCUUCGAGUUGCUCGAUCAGGCACCCGAGAGAGGUUCAGUCGCCGAUCCUGAUGCCGAGGGAGGUGGAUCAGAGAUGAAGGGCAAGAAGGACGGCAAAGAUGCAGGCAAGGAUAUCCCCAAAGACGACAAAGAGAAAGAGAGAGUGCGUGCAGAGGCGGAGAUGAAGAAUGCCAAGGCUGCUCUUGAGAAAUAUGGCUCGAUCCGCGUCAAAUCUGCCUACUGGCGUUUCAUUGCCAUGGACGAUCCCGAUGUCAUGAUGCUUCGUUUCCUUCGCGCUCGCAAGUACGAUGUGCCUGCAGGCGUCGCCAUGUUGAUGAGCACGAUUCUCUGGCGCAUUGAAGGAGAUGUCGAAAAGAUCUUCUACAAGGGCGAGGAAGGCAUGCAGAACGCAGAGGGCUUCCUCAAGCAGCUUGCAAGCAGCAAGACCUACACACAAGGAACCGACCGUCAAGGGCGUCCGGUUGUCUAUAUUCACGUCGGACUUCACAAACUCUUUGAUCAGUCGGCCAAGGCGCUCGAAGACUUUGUCAUCUUCCAAAUGGAGAGCGUUCGCUUACUGUUCGCACCACCGGUCGACAAGGUCACCAUCGUCUUUGAUAUGACAGGCUUCGGUCUCUCAAACAUGGACUGGAAGUGUGUCCUCUUCAUUGUCAAGUGUCUCGAGGCAUACUAUCCAGAGUCGCUGAAUACUAUGCUCAUCCACAAUGCGCCUUGGGUCUUCCAAGGCAUCUGGAAGAUCCUGGGACCUAUGCUCGAUCCUGUCGUCAGACAGAAGAUCCAGUUCUCGAAGAAUACAGAGGAGAUGACCGUCAUCAUCCACGAAGAUCACUUGGUCAAGAAGCUCGGAGGCAAGUCUGACUGGGUCUGGCACUACGAGCCCGUCCAGGAGGGCGAGAACGCAGCGCAGCAGGACAAAUCGACACAGAAGAAGCGCCAGGCCGAGCGUGAUAAUCUGAUCGAGGAGUACGAGUCGAUCUGCCGCAAGUGGGUCGAGGAUGCUUCAGAAGUCAACACGAAGAUUCGCGAGCUUGUCACGGCUGCAUUGCGAGUACAAUACUGGGCCCUCGAUCCAUACAUCCGGGGCAGAGGCUGCUACCAUCGCCACAAGAAUGUCAUUGGCAAUGGUCUGGUCAUGUUCGAAUACCCAGGUCUGAGUCCUGAAGGCGAAUGGGACAUCCGAGGUUACUCAAGCACACGCGAACAUCUCAUCGGCGAAUGCGAGCGCAUGAAGGCCGAGAUCAAGGAUCUGGGCGGCAAAGUCCCCAAGCUCGAUAUGGGCCUUGACGAUGACGCGGGCGGUGAUAGUGGUGAUGAGGCGCCGAAACGCCGCAAAUCGGUCAGCAAGAAACCUUCGCGUCGCGGCUCGAUGCGCGAGAGAGAUUAGGCUGAAAAAAACCGGAUGGUGUAUUUAUUGAGAUUUAUAUACGCACAUAUGCAGCAUUUUGUUAGUCUACGU
Mixia osmundae IAM 14324 is the source of this 1749-nucleotide messenger RNA. RefSeq lists its product as uncharacterized. Lineage: Eukaryota; Fungi; Basidiomycota; Mixiomycetes; Mixiales; Mixiaceae. The record is from RefSeq and is a predicted model, not a curated record. The transcript has 11 exons. The coding region runs from base 196 to 1677 and encodes 493 amino acids.